UUCGCCCUUCUGGGUUCCCGAGCUUCAGCUUCUGGGCUCUGCGGAGGACGGGUAGUAUGGUCCUAGGAUGCGAGGGUCAUUUCUUUCCGGGCGAGGGUCAAAUCCUCGGGAAUCCGAGAUAUCUCGUCCAGCCAGCUGCCCCAAAUGGGGUGCAGGCGUUGUCACCAGUCUAGGAGACUGCAGAGAACCGCCACGCCGUCCCUCUCGGGUGCGGAAAGCCAGCUUCCCCUGGCCUGCUGGGAAGGUUCCUGGCUAUCCACCGGACCGAAGCACUUGAGGGCAGGAGCCGCGCCAAGCAUGCGGGAUAGACCAGUGGAGAGCACUUUGUUCUGACUGCCUGUCCUCCCCACCCGGACCCAGACUCGGCGCCGCACACUCCCCCGGGGGGGCCGGGCGGGGGGGCGGCGCAGUCACGCGCGCCCCACACUUGCGCUCACAAGCGCGCAAGGCUCUCGCUCUCCGCCCUGCACACCUGCGCUCCGCCCCCUGGUCCCGGGCUGGCGACUGGCGAAGGCAUUUGGGAACCUAGGGCGUCUGCGGCGGCGCCCCCCACCCCCAUUUCCUUCCCCUUCCCACAGCCAGAGUUGUACGGAGCCAGCCGCCGCUCCCAACUAGCCGGCAUCCCUCUUCAUCCUUCCCUCCCCCUGCCUGCCGCGGCACCGGUAUCUGCAGCCGGAGCCCGGAGCCGGUGAGGCGGCGAAGGGGGGAGGGGGAGGAAGCAAGGGAUGAGCGCCGGGAGGGCGUCGGGGGCCCUGAGCCGGACUAGGACGUCCCUGGAGCCGGAACCUGAGCCGGAGCCGGAGCCAGAACCAAACCACCGUGUCCUUGGGAGGGACGGAAGCGCAGGACAAGCUGGAAAGGGGAACGCUCUGGGCGUCGGGGAAGCAGGAUCAGGGUCGUGGAAGAGGGCUUGCGCAGCCGCCGUCUGGCACCCCUGCCCCGGACCAGCACCCUUGGCACGGACAGCUCCUUGGUUGGGUAGGGGGUGGGGCCGGACCUCAGAGGCUCGUCGGUUUCGGGUCCUGAGGACCGAAUUCCUAUCCCUCCCCCAGUCCCUAGCUGCAGCCCCCUAACCCCAGGAGGCUCCCUGGCCCGCGCUCGCCCCCCAGGGCCUCAUGUCGGAACCACAGCCAGACCUGGAGCCGCCCCAACAUGGGCUAUACAUGCUCUUCCUGCUUGUGCUGGUCUUCUUCCUCAUGGGCCUCGUAGGCUUCAUGAUCUGCCACGUGCUCAAGAAGAAGGGCUACCGCUGCCGCACGUCGAGGGGCUCAGAGCCUGACGAUGCCCAGCUCCAGCCCCCUGAGGACGAUGACAUGAACGAGGACACCGUAGAGAGGAUUGUUCGCUGCAUCAUCCAAAAUGAAGCCAAUGCUGAGGCCUUGAAGGAGAUGCUGGGGGACAGUGAAGGAGAAGGGACAGUGCAGCUGUCCAGCGUGGAUGUUACCUCCAGCCUGCAAGAUGGAGCUCCUUCCCAUCAUCACACAGUGCAUCUGGGCUCUGCAGCCCCUUGCAUCCACUGCAGCCGCAACAAGAGGCCCCCACUUGUUCGCCAGGGACGCUCGAAGGAAGGAAAGAGCCGCCCCCGGCCUGGAGAGACCACCGUGUUCUCUGUGGGCAGGUUCCGGGUGACACACAUUGAGAAGCGCUGUGGACUACAUGAGCAUCGUGAUGGCUCUCCCACGGACAGGAGCUGGGGGUCUGGUGGAGGGCAGGACACAGGGGGUAGUCAGGGGUCUGGGGGGGGGCCCAGGGCAGGGAUACCUGCCAUUGAGAGUGUGCCCCCUGAGAGGCCACAGCCCCUGGGCCUCGCCAGUCCCCCAGUACAGAAUGGAGGACUCAGGGAUGGCAGCCUAGUCCCUUGUGCACUUGAGGGGAACCCUAGAGCCUCUGCAGAGCCCAUGCUAGGGGCUGGAGGGAAGGGCCCAAGCCCAGGACUGGCCAGUCGAGAGGGAACUGGACAGCCAAGCAAACUGGACACCUCAGAUCACCAGGUGUCCCCACCACGGGGAGCAGGGGGUGUGUGAGGCUCCUUCUUCAUUGUGCUGUUGGGACUACGAGCUGGCAGGGCCAGGGGGUGGGUGGGCAUGAAGGCGCUCCUUUCCACUGGACAGCACUGCCCCCCAGCUGAGGAACCAGCUCUACUUCCAUCUGGAGUUGCAUGGUUUCAGGCUGGGGGACCGCGGGAGAAAUCUCCCCACCUCCAUCCCUCAGUCUCUUUCACUUCCCCUGCCUGCCAACAGGCUGCCUGACCCCUUCCCCAUCACCUUGCUCCAUUUGCUAGAGCGUGGCAGCUGGGAGCAGGCCCCUGCCCUCGGUGGGCCCCUAAAGCAAUAGCACCUUAGGCCCCCUGCCCUCUUGGCACAAGAGGCCCAGGCCCUGGCUUGGGCUUAGUGCCCUUUAUUCACUGUCAAUAAAUCCGCUCAGACCAUUA
This is a messenger RNA of Callorhinus ursinus (northern fur seal), 2431 nucleotides long. It is a transcript of the gene RELL2, whose product is annotated as RELT like 2. NCBI's taxonomy places the organism in Eukaryota, Metazoa, Chordata, Mammalia, Carnivora, Otariidae. The record is from RefSeq and is a predicted model, not a curated record. Gene Ontology annotation, biological process: positive regulation of p38MAPK cascade; positive regulation of cell-substrate adhesion.